AUGGCAAACCCUCCCCUACCCACCGGAACGAUGGACGAUGCGAAACUCAUCCCCCAGGCUAAUGCAUCCUGGUUCUCAGCGCUUACCUUCGAUUGGAUAACACCCAUCCUCAAUCUAGGUUAUUCCCGUCCUCUUGAAACAGUUGAUCUCUGGCGCCUGCCCGAUUCGUACGGUGCGGAAGUUUAUGCUGAUCGGAUACUAGAGUCAUUUCAGAGAAGACAUGAAGCUGCAGAGAAUACAAUGCCCAUCUGGCCAGCGGUGAAAUUAAGCCUGGGUGGGGGAGGAAGGUUUGGUGGAAACUCAGGGGAAAUGCGGAGAAGAGGGAAAGGGCAUGGAGAGAAAAGACUUCUCAAAGUCAUCGCCGACACGGCGCAGAUAACAAGUCCCUUGGUGGUUAAGGCAAUCAUCCGAUUCGCAACAGAGUCAUAUGUAUCACACAAAGUCAACCCUUCUGCACACACCCCACCUGUCGGCCGAGGCAUCGGCCUCUCCUUCACUCUCUUCAUCAUGCAAGUCAUCUCCUCGCUUUGCUUGAACCACUCCUUCCAUCGCUCUUUUGCAACAGGCCUGCUCCUUCGCGCAGGUCUCAUCACUGCCAUUUACAGGCGUUCCCUUCGGUUCACUACUCGUGCCAGAUCCAAUCUUCCAAGUGGAAAGAUUGUCAAUCACAUAUCCACGGACGUUUCCCGAAUCGAUUUUUGCUGUGGGUUUUUCCAUAUGAGUUGGACGGCUCCCAUCCAGUUGGCAAUAUGCCUUGCGCUGUUGUUGGCUAAUUUGGGAGUGAGCAGCCUUGCUGGUUUUGGAUUCUUCAUAUUGGCGACGCCGAUCCAGACGCUGGUGAUGAAGAAGCUGUUAGUCCUUCGGAAAGCCAGUAUGAGGUGGACGGAUAAGAGAGCGAAAUUGUUGCAGGAGUUGUUAAGUACGAUGAGAGUCAUCAAGUUCUUUGCCUGGGAGAUCCCUUUCCUGGAACGAAUCAACGAGUAUCGGACGAAUGAACUCCGUUAUAUCCGUAAUCUUUUGAUUUUCCGAGCAUCGACAUAUGCCAUAGCCUUCUCUCUCCCUGUCCUCAGCGCUGUCUUUUCGUUCGUAGCUUACUCCCUUUCAGGCCACAGGCUUCAACCAGAUAUCGUCUUCACGUCUCUUUCGCUCUUUCAGUUACUUCGCUUACCACUCAUGGUUUUACCGAUGUCUCUCGGCGGCAUCGCAGAUGCUUCCAACGCCAUUAGUCGUUUGCAUGACGUCUUUACUGCCGAGCUCCUCACGGAGACGAAUCGCAUUGAUCCCGAUUUGCUCGUUGCUGUCCGUGUGUCGGGCGCCAGCUUUACGUGGGAUGGUGCCCCGCCUUCAAGCGAUGGUAAGGCCGGUAAGAAGAAGGCGGGACUUCCCAGUGGGGACAACCGGGCUUGUCACGGUAAGGAAUCGGAGGCGAAAGACGGAGAGAAGAAGAGGAAAGCAUUGGAAGAAGCGGUGUUCAAGCUUCGGAGUGUCGAUUUUGAGAUUCCCCGUGGUCAACUCUGUGCGAUAGUUGGUCCUGUGGGUAGUGGGAAGAGUUCGCUUUUACAGGGUUUGUUGGGGGAGAUGAGGUGCACGGAAGGGGUCGUAACUUUUGGAGGCACUACCUCAUAUGCUCCACAAACUGCCUGGAUCCAGAGUGCGUCCAUCCGGAAUAAUAUUCUGUUUGGACGGGAGUUCGAUGAGGAGAGGUAUUGGAAAGUUGUUCAUGAUGCCGGAUUGAUGGCGGAUUUAGAUAUACUUCCCCAGGGAGAUCUUAUGGAAGUUGGAGAAAAGGGUAUUUCGCUGUCUGUUGGCCAGAAGCAACGAGUCAAUAUUGCUCGAACACUGUACUGCUCAUCCGAUAUCGUGUGCCUAGAUGAUCCUUUCAGUGCACUGGAUGUACACGUUGGGAAGCACGUUUUCGAGAAUGCUGUGCUCGGAUCCUUGGCUAAGAAAACCAGAUUGCUGGUUACACAUGCCCUCCACUUCCUGCCACGCUGCGACUAUAUCAUCACCAUGCUUGAUGGCCGUAUUGCUGAACGGGGGACAUAUGAAGAACUUAUGGCCAAGAAUGGAACUUUUGCCAAGUUCGUUGCGGAGUUUGGAGGGAAAGAAGGAGAGUCCAAGGAAGAUAGGGGCGAAAUUACGGUUGAUGAAGGCGAUGAGACUGCUGCUCUGGCGAAGAAGCGUAAGGAAAUCAAUGCAGGACCAUCUUUGAUGCAGCCUGAAGAAAGGGCUGUCGGUGCUGUUGGCAGGAGGGUUUACGCAGGUUAUCUGCGAGCUGCACAUGGUGUUAUCUUCGUUCCGCUUCUUUUUCUUGUUUUGUUGUUCGUGCAAGGUUCUCAGGUGAUGAGCACUUAUUGGAAGUGGCCGUAUCCUCAAGGAUUUUAUAUGGGUGUCUAUGCAGGUCUUGGAUUUAUGCAGGCUGCCACAUUAUUCUCCCUGGGAGUCGUCUUCGCUCUGAUGACUUUCUAUUCCAGCGUCCGAUUACACCAGGGAGCAAUUGAAAGAAUCAUGCAGGCUCCGAUGUCAUUCUUUGAUACGACCCCGCUUGGACGCAUCAUGAAUCGCCUUUCCAAAGAUAUUGACACACUCGAUAACCAGCUCAGCGGGGCCUUACGAUUUUUUUUUAUCACUCUGACACAGAUCAUAGGAGCUGUUGUUCUACUAGCUAUUCUUUUGCCUUGGUUUCUUCUCCCCGUGUUCUUCAUCACUACCGUCUACUGGUUCACGGGUUUAUUUUACCGAAGUAGUGCGAGAGAGUUAAAGGCACGAAAAUUGUUGGACCAUGCAGAAUCUGUCAGUUUAACGGGCACGGAUUUCUUGUUCGGACUGGCCACGAUCCGUGCUUUUGGAGAAAGCGAACGAUUCCUGAGUGAGAACACGGACCGAAUGGACAAGGAGAACCGGGCACACUGGUUGACAAUCACCAACCAGCGAUGGUUGUCGAUCCGCCUGGAUUUCCUUGGGGCACUCCUGACCCUCAAUGUCGCACUUCUGACAGUAGGGUCCCGUCUCUCCUUAUCACCAUCACAGACUGGUGUCUCCCUUUCCUAUAUCCUUCUGGUUCAGCAGAGUUUUUCGUGGCUCGUUCGUCAGAUGACAGAAGUUGAAAACAACUUGAACUCUGUAGAGCGUCCUUUGCCGGAAUGGCCCUCUCGCGGAGAAAUAGAGUUCAAGGACGUUGUGAUGAGCUACCGUCCUGGAUUGCCGCCCGUCCUGAAGGGACUGUCGCUCAACGUCAAGUCAGGCGAACAUGUCGGAAUUGUCGGAAGGACAGGCGCUGGGAAAUCCACCAUCAUGGCGACGUUGUACCGUCUCGUUGAGCUCACCUCUGGUACGAUCACCAUCGACGACGUAGACAUCUCUACGCUUGGUUUAUCAGAACUGAGAAGCAAGAUUGCCAUCAUUCCGCAAGACCCGAAUUUGUUCUCUGGAACUCUUCGAUCCAAUCUUGAUCCCUUUGGAUUAUAUGAGGAUGCCAGAUUAUGGGAUGCUCUGAAACGUGCACAAUUGGUCGCCACCAAUGAGAUCAAGUCAGAUAAGGAGAAGCCGAGUGUUGAAGAUGAUGACGCUGAACCUGGCGUGUCCACUUGCCAAGAGAAGGGCGUUAUGCAACGUUUCACUCUAGACACUCCCAUUGAUGACGAGGGAACGAACAUAUCCGUCGGACAACGGUCACUGGUGAGCUUGGCUCGUGCUUUAGUCAAGGACAGCAAGAUUGUCCUCUUGGACGAAGCGACAGCCUCCGUUGAUUAUGAGACGGACACGAAGAUUCAAGAUACAAUCGCGAGCGAAUUCUCAGAUCGCACGCUGCUCUGCAUCGCUCAUCGCAUCAAGUUCGUUUAUCGUCUUUCUUUCUCCCUCCCACCACUCUCUCCUGUCGUUCAACUUCCUGUUUAA
Cantharellus anzutake is the source of this 3897-nucleotide messenger RNA. Its product is annotated as P-loop containing nucleoside triphosphate hydrolase protein. Gene Ontology annotation, cellular component: membrane. The record is from RefSeq and is a predicted model, not a curated record. The transcript is spliced from 22 exons. Lineage: Eukaryota; Fungi; Basidiomycota; Agaricomycetes; Cantharellales; Hydnaceae. The coding region runs from base 1 to 3897 and encodes 1298 amino acids. Gene Ontology annotation, biological process: transmembrane transport. Gene Ontology annotation, molecular function: ATP binding; ABC-type transporter activity; ATP hydrolysis activity.